AUGUUCAAGAAACCCAACCUUCUCCGAGGCGGAAGUCUGCAGCCGCUGAACCUGAGCUUGCCCUUGCUAUUGUCCCGGCCUACCUUCUCCCGGCUCCAUGGACCGCAAGGAAUAUACACAAACAAGUUUUAUGCCACUGCGUCGCAUUUUCCGCAUCAAGAUUAUUCAUGGCCCAGCAACUCUUCUCUCACCCCUUAUGACGUCUUGAAUCUCCCCCGCGGGGCUCCAUACUCGAAACGAAAUUACUAUGACCUCGUGAAGAUAUACCACCCGGAUCGACCUUUAAAGGACCAUCCCCUCUUCCACCAAUUAACCCCCGAGAUUCGACUGCAGCGCUAUCGCAUAGUGGUGGACGCCCACGAGCUUCUCUCCGAUCCUAGCAAACGAGCUACUUAUGAUCGGACCGGUGCUGGCUGGGUCCACACGGUCCCAGAUACCAAAGUGGAUUGGCAAACGCCUGGGCCGAGUGUCUACGCAAAUGCGACAUGGGAGGACUGGGAGCGCUGGCAUAAUCGGCACCAGGCUCCGCAACAGCAUGUUGUUGACCAACGCACCUUCGUUCGCCUGUUGAUCCUCCUGGUGCUCUUUGGGGGUGCUCUCCAGGCAUCCUGGAUCGGAAAGCUGCGUACCGAGGUCGACGACCGCUUACGCGAGCUCAACGAAGAUUCGGCGCGCUUUUUGCGUAAUCGUCAAGAAGAAACUGUGAAGCAAAUGAAUAGCAAUGAAGCUCGCGUGCAGGGCUUCCUCAUUCGGCGAGAUCCCACCGGCGCAGGCCUGAAGGAUGCUGAGCAGUCUGUGUAUCAGAAGGAACUGAAUCCUCGACGUGGCUUAAACACGGACCAGACUGUCGAGCAAAAGGAGCCGGUGUCGGAUCUGUCAGGAGAUGACGUGUUGGGCAGUACCCAUACAGAACCGCCGAGAACUAACGCAACUUAA
This is a messenger RNA of Penicillium olsonii, 936 nucleotides long. Lineage: Eukaryota; Fungi; Ascomycota; Eurotiomycetes; Eurotiales; Aspergillaceae. The record is from the annotation of a GenBank genome assembly.